AUGGAAGGCAGUGGCAGUGGCGGACAGCAAGCGGGCACUGGCGCGGGUGGCGGAGAGGGUAAGAACCCGUUCGAAGAGUUGCGAAAGAAGAUGGAGGCAGCGGGCAAGACCCAGCACGGGCCAUCUUCUUCGAUGGGCACGCAGCAGCAUCUGGAGCAAGCGCGCAAGCUGCUCUACGCCAAGAACUCUGCGGAGGCGCGCAACGUGGCUAGCUUCAUGCGGCUCACCAACUACGCGUGGAGCGGCAUCUCGUUUGCGCUACUCUUUGCUUUUUCGAUGUCGGCUCUCUACAAGUACUUCAAGAAGCCCGAGCCACAGGAAAAGGUGAGCAUCAACGCAACGCAUGAGCAUGUGUAA
Messenger RNA from Acanthamoeba castellanii str. Neff, 357 nucleotides. RefSeq lists its product as uncharacterized. The transcript has a single exon. Lineage: Eukaryota; Discosea; Longamoebia; Acanthamoebidae. Bases 1 to 357 code for a protein of 118 amino acids. The record is from RefSeq and is a predicted model, not a curated record.